Amaranthus tricolor (Joseph's coat) is the source of this 2642-nucleotide messenger RNA. RefSeq names its product receptor-like serine/threonine-protein kinase At4g25390. NCBI's taxonomy places the organism in Eukaryota, Viridiplantae, Streptophyta, Magnoliopsida, Caryophyllales, Amaranthaceae. Gene Ontology annotation, biological process: protein phosphorylation. The record is from RefSeq and is a predicted model, not a curated record. The transcript has a single exon. Gene Ontology annotation, molecular function: ATP binding; protein kinase activity. Bases 295 to 2439 code for a protein of 714 amino acids.
AUAGUCUAUUCUAAUAAAGAAAAAGAAAAAUAAAGAAAAAGAUAGAACCAAAAGAGAAGUACUACUGACUACAGAAAACGAGGAAGAAUAGAUUAGAAUAGAAAGGAAAGAAAAUCAAUUCAGUAAUCUUUCUUCCAGCUCCAUUACCCCCUUUUCACUCUCUUCUCCCCAACGGCCAUUUUCUUCAUCUUCUUCUUCUUCCUUCAAUCAAAUCAAAUUAAUGUCAAAUUUUUCAUCCACCCAAUUCAUCAAAACACUUUAAUUUAAUCAUUUAAAAAAAUCCAAAAAAAACCCAUGUCUUCUUCUUCACCAUCGGAAAAUUUUCUCUCUCCUCCACAUCACCACCGCCAUAACCACCAUUUCAACCGCCUUAUACCACCACUCCUCGCUUCAGCUUUCUUUUGCUGUUUACUAAUUAUAUUCGUCACUUUUUUCCGUCGCUUUUAUAAGUGUCUAAAACCACCCCGACAAUCACUCUCUCUUUCCUCUCCACACCGUUUUUCCUUCUCCCAACUUCGCCGUGCAACUUCUUCUUUUUCAUCUUCUAACCGUUUGGGUCAAGGCGGGUUCGGGUCAGUUUAUUCGGGUACCCUCCCUCUUUCCAAAAAACACAAGCUUCCCAUCGCUGUCAAACUCCUUGAUUGUGGGUCCCUUCAAGGUGAACGUGAGUUUCAGAACGAGUUACUAAUCGCCAAUAAACUCGUUAACUCGGAUAAUAAUAAAAUUGUUAAGCUUCUUGGUUUUGCUUCAGAUCCAAAACGACGUCGUAUGUGUCUUGUUUAUGAGCUUAUGAGGAAUGGGAAUUUGCAGGAUUGUUUGUUACAUAGAAAAUGUGAUGAAUUAAUGAUUUGGUCUAAAAGAUUUUCAAUUGCAAUUGAAGUUGCUCAAGGUUUAACCUUUUUGCAUCAUCAAUGUCAACCUCCAAUUAUUCAUGGUGAUGUUAAACCUAGUAAUGUUUUAUUGGAUGAUUGUUUUCAUGCUAAAAUUGCUGAUUUUGGCCUUGCUAGGUUAAAAUUGGGGGAGAUUAAUGAUGGGUUUGUUGUUAAUUUUGAUUGUAAUAUUGCUAAUAAUGAUAACGUUAAUGUUAAUGUUGAUGUUGUUGGUUUGGAGGAUAGUUUGUCGGUGAUGGAAACGGAGAGUGCGACCACAACGGUGGGAUUCGAGGAGGGGAGUGUUGGUAUUGAUCGAUCUCCGGUGAGGAUUGUUGAUACCUCACCGGAGAUGGUGACCGCCAAGACUUCCCCUUCCGAGUUUUUUGAUAAUAAGGGUUUUGAUUUGGAAGCUCAAUUUGGUUUGGACAAUGUUGGAAAAGAUGUGGGAAAGAGGCAUAAUGAGAAUCUUGAUGGUAAUGUUCAAGUUAAUUUAGAGGCUCAAUUUGGGAGGGUUGAUAAUAGGAAUAGAGAGUUUUGUGAUGAUAAUGCUCAAGUUGAUUUAGAGGCUCAAUUUGGGAGGGUUGAUAUGGAGAAUAUAGGGAAAGAGGUGAGGAAGGGGCGAAAUGGGAAUGGGAAUGGGAAUGGGAAGGUGAAGGAUUAUGUGAUGGAAUGGAUGGGAAUGGAUGUGGGAAGGGAAGGGGAUCAUAGUGAUUGGAAUAAAGGUGGAGCUUCUUCGAGCAAUGUUGUGUCGAAUAAAGGAGGGAAGACGAAGGAGAGGAAGUUGGAAUGGUGGGUGGCGAUGGAGGAUGGAUGGAUGACGAAGAAGAAGAGGAGGCCGGUGAGGGAAUGGUGGAGGGAGGAUUAUAGCGACAAGCUUGCGAGGAAGAAGAAGAAGAAAAAGAAAAAUAAAAAUAAGAUUCAAGAGGUAAAAAGUGACAAUGAGGAGAAUUGGUGGCCUAGGGAUGAUGAGAUGUAUGUAGACAAGAAGAAGAAGUAUAGCAGGAGUAGGAAGAGUAGUCGGAGUAGUGUUGAUUGGUGGUUGGACGGUUUUAGUGGAGACCUUUGGAAGGCUCGACAUACGAGUUACGAUUCAAUGAGUGGGGACAUUCCGAAGAGUGGUGGAGUAAGUAGCACACCGAGUAUGAGAGGAACCGUGUGCUACAUUGCUCCCGAAUAUGGUAGUGGUGGCGACCUCUCAGAGAAGUGCGAUGUUUAUAGCUUCGGAGUGUUACUUUUGGUUCUAAUCGCUGGUCGGAGACCUUUGCAGGUCACCGGCUCACCAAUGUCCGAAUUCCACAAAGCAAAUCUUGUUUCGUGGGCGCGCCAGCUUGCUCGUUCUGGAAGGCUACUUGAUUUGGUUGAUAAAAAAACCCGAUCUUUGAAUAAGGAAGAAGCACAACUAUGCAUCAUAGUUGCUCUUAUGUGCUUACAGAAAUCGCCAUCUCGAAGGCCUACUAUGAAAGAAGUUGUCGGGAUGCUUACCGGUGAAUUAGCCCCUCCUCAACUACCUGUGGAGUACACUAAAUCUCCUGCACCUUACAAGUCCCGGAAGAAGUAUUUCCGGUGAGGUUUCGUAUGCUCGAUUUGUUGCAAAUUAUGCUUCAAUACUUGUCUUGUUUUAGGCUUAUACUUGUUAGCUCUGAUUUGGAAAGAUCAUUGCAUAUUCUUAUUCUUUUGAUAGUUCUUUUACAAUAGAUUGUAACUCCAAAAACUUCACUUCUUGUACAGUUACAAGUUAUACUUGAAUAAAAAUUUCUACAGAAUUUUUAA